Theileria equi strain WA is the source of this 342-nucleotide messenger RNA. RefSeq lists its product as hypothetical. The record is from RefSeq and is a predicted model, not a curated record. The transcript has a single exon. NCBI's taxonomy places the organism in Eukaryota, Apicomplexa, Aconoidasida, Piroplasmida, Theileriidae. Bases 1 to 342 code for a protein of 113 amino acids.
AUGACAUCAAAACAUUCCGUACUUCGAGCAUUAAAAUGGAAGGAUGCAUUUGGGAAGGCAAAGUUCCCGCAGCUAGGGAACGAAAUUCCUGAAGGGCCGGGUAGCAAAUACACAAAUUUUUCGUUACAGCAUAUUAUGGAAAAAUACAAUUUUAUACCAUCCAUGCUUGUCCAAAGAGAGUUUUUGUUACCUCUUUGCCUAAAGAAUCCUACGCUUGUACAGGAUGCGUUUCUCACCACCCCAAGAUACAGCUAUACCAUAGAGACGAACUUUUCGCACCCUAGCGGUGAGAAACCAGAACCUCUAAAGGAAAGUGCCGCUACCGUCACAAAAGGACACUAA